This is a messenger RNA of Purpureocillium lilacinum, 456 nucleotides long. RefSeq lists its product as uncharacterized. Lineage: Eukaryota; Fungi; Ascomycota; Sordariomycetes; Hypocreales; Ophiocordycipitaceae. The record is from RefSeq and is a predicted model, not a curated record.
AUGCCGGAAGACCCCCUCGAAGACGUCUUCAACCUUGAGGACCGCUUCUACCAGCAAGGUUACACGCAGGGCCUCCAGGACGGCACCGCAGCCGGCCGCGCCGAGGGCCGCUCCUUCGGCAUGCAGAAGGGCUUCGAGAAGUUUGUCGAGAGCGGCCGCCUCGCCAGCCGGGCCGUCGUCUGGGCCAACCGCAUGCCAUCCAACAAGGAGGAUCGGACUGGUGAAGCCGGCCCGUCGUCCGAAGCGGCCGAUGGCGUGGCUAGCCCGGAGCGAGGGUGCAGGCUCCCGCCGAUCGCCAGCAACGCGCGGCUCGACAAGAACGUCAGGUUGCUGUACGCGCUGGUGGAGCCGGACACGCUAUCGACGGAGAACACGGACGAGGCGGUGCAGGACUUUGACGACCGCGUGAAGAGAGCGCAGGGCAAGGCCAAGGUCGUGGAACGCAUGGUUGGCUAG